CAGUUUCUGUGAGCAAAGUUUACCAUUAUGGCUACGUCGUCAGGCAAAAAGGGGAAGAAAACUUCCAAGAAGAACAAGCUUUCCCUCGGAGAGUUUCUUACCGACGGUAACUCAACGCCGGCGCAGGUGAAGGUCGCCGUGCCGCUGAAAUUACGCGACUGGGCGGACGAGGCCGAUGAAGAUGAAGACGAUCGUCCAGUGCGCACUCAGUUGAUCGCUCUGCCGACGGCACCGCGAGCAACCCGGUUGCUUAGCGAUGACACCGUGCCGCACCAUCCGCCGUUUCAGGCUUUCAUCUCGAAUCUACCCUAUGACAUGAACGAGAAUGAAUUGCAUGACUUUUUUGAUGGCAUGGAAAUUGCGUCCCUUCGGCUGCCACGGGAUGAUAACGAUACCGGGAGGUUGCGCGGUUUCGGAUACAUAGAGUUUGCCAAGCGCCAAGAUUUGAUUGAUGCACUUUCAAUUCCCGAGCCAGUGAUUCACGGUCGUCGCAUUAAGAUCGAUUUGUCAAGUGAAAAGGAUAAUCGGCAACAGCGCAACAAUAAUCGCUACAAUGAUAACUAUGGGGGUGACCCGGAUCGGCCUAUGGGAAACUGGCGGGAUGGUCCCCGAGUUAAUGAUCGUGAACAGGGUCAACGCAGGCCGUAUAAUAACUACAACCGCGACCGUGGCGAUCGUGGCGAUUCCGACAGGGAGCGCUAUCCAGAUAGUGGUGCGGAUGGAAACUGGCGUUUAGGCGAUCGGCCAGUGCAACCGGCGCCAGAUUCUCCACCAUCGAACCGGCGUGGAUAUGAUCGUGGUAAUGAUCGCGGUGGAGAUCGUGGUUUUCGUCGAGGAGGUGAUCGAUCUGGUGAUCGUGGCGGAAGACGGGAAAUGGAGCCCCCAAUGGAGAGACCAAAAUUAGUACUGCAACCGCGAACCUUGCCUCUGCCAGAGAAACCUAAGCCCGAACCUGAUAUGGAGGGUUCCGAUAGAGACGCCAGUCAAGAACGUAGAUAUCACUCGGGAAGUGAGACCUCAGAUGAUAAAGAAAAUCGAAAAGUAGAAGUAGAGUCUCGUCCGAAGCCCACUCCGGUGCCAGCCGCAAAAGUAUUUGGCGAUGCCAAACCAGUAGAUACUGCUGCCCGUUUGAAAGAGAUUGAAGAAAGAAUGCAGGAAAAACAGCGUCAAGAACGGGAAGAACGGCAAAAAAAGGCUGCGGAAGCUGCUGCUGCUGUUGCUGCUGCUGCCGCCGCUACCGCCUCAUCUGCAGUAGCUGGUUCUACUUCCGGUGAUGAAGACGGUAAAGAAAAAACCGACCCCAGCAAAGAUGAAAGCGAAAAUCGUUCUGAGGAGAAAACCGAAAAGAAACCUGCCGAAGUGAUCAACUGGAGGGUGCGCAAUGAUGAUAAGGAAGGUGAGCGCCGUGGCGGGCAGUCGCCUUCGCGACGGUACAGUCCGACCAGAAAGUUCAACAAAAGAAACGAUGAUUAUGAUUACUCAGAUAAUCGUGAUUCGCGCGACAUUCGGGACAGAAAUAUGAGCAGGGACAAUCGGAAUAUGCGGGACAACCGUCGAGACUAUAACCGGAUGAAUGAUCGUGGCGAUCGGCGUGAUUAUCGGAUGGGGGAUCGCGACCGCGACCGGGACGGUGAUGUGAAUCGCGGUGGUCGCGGUGAUCAACGCGGCGACUACUAUCGCGCAGCUGAUAACCGGGAACGUCGGGAAAACGCGCGGCCAGCUGCCGAUCGUGAACGGGACCGCGAGCAAAAGCCAAUCGAGGAGCGAAUGCCAAAAUUCCAAGAACCAGCCGGACCGAAUCUAUCGGUGCAAAAUACGUAUGAUGGCCUGUCUGCGGACGAGAUUGACGAUUAAAUCCGGGGAUAACAGGAUAGAAACCGCAAUUGUAACUAAACGUUUGAAACACAAAUCUUAUUUUGGGAGGCGACACUGGAGAUAGAGAUCAAAAGCGUAACAACGGUAGCAGCGUCAGACAAACAAUAAAAGCUAAUAUAUAAAAUACAAAACAUAGGAGAAGAUUGCAAGACACAUUGGAUGCGGACAACGACCGGCAGGUUUUGAGUAGGCACUUAUUAUUAGAAGUAGUAGUAACAACAAAAUGCUGCCCUCUAGCUGCUGAAAGGGCGAUGAAAAUGUGCUGUGUUUUAUGCUGGUUAUAUUCUCGUUUGCGCGCUGCUGCAUUUUCAUCGCCCAGCACCAAUUUUCAGCACUAGUGCUUGAGCAGCCUUCGAGUGAAGAAACGAAGAGAACGGUCGCUUACAACCUGUUCGGCGGUCGAGACGGACGUUCUUCCUGACCCGACCGAGAAAAGUCUGUAUAAUAUAUUCUAAUCAAUGUAACUUGUACUAAAUGACUACCUUCAAUGCGAAGGAUGAUACAAUGCUGAUGUCCGAAUGUGUAUAUGGUGAAUGUAGAACUUUUAUUUAUAACAAAUCAAAAUCAGCGUUUUGAUGCUUUGCGGCGUUACCUAUGAGCAUUCACAUUUUGAUAAGACAUUUUUACAUACCACAGAGGAAUACUCGUUUGCUGAAGUGAGAAGUAGGUGAGAAGCAAAUUUAGAAUAAUAGUCCCUUCGAGGAGUGUGUACCCUGGACGUUCGCUUGUUCUGACUGUUUUCUGAGUUCUUGACGUUGAUUUCUUUCAAUGUGUGCGUUACGAUGUGAGCUUUUAUUUCCUAGAAUAUGGAGCUUAACAAAAUGUGUGUGGCUAGAGAGUAUCGAUUUGAAUAAUUAUGAAAUCCAAAUGAUUCCAAAAUUUGCUUAACAUUUUCGUUUUGGUAUAGUUUUUGUUUUUCGCGUUUGUUCGAAAUUAUUUCUUUUGUAAGAAUAUUAUGCUAUAUGUUUACUUGACACCUGAGUUACUCAGUAAACUGUUGCAAACUAUCAAAUGAAUAUAAGUAUGCUUAGUUAUUUUUUAUUGUAUAAUGGAAAUGCUAAUAAGGUGGCUUCUCAAUUAUCUACCAAAUUCUUGCAAAUAUACAUCAAAACCAUGUUUCUUUAUACAUAUACUUUUUUCAUAGAUAAUCAAGAAGCAAAUAGUUAAUUUACUGUUUAAGAAAAGAGAUGGGAAAAUAGACUAAACUGUAAUAUCUCUUACGAUGCUAAUCUUCGUUUAUAUAGGAAAAAUCUGGACGGCGCAAAAUGGAAUUAUUUAAACUAUUGCAACACAUAUGUAGAACCUAAAAACGGAAAACGUUAAGACAAAAUACAACAAACUGAAUGCUUA
Sabethes cyaneus is the source of this 3225-nucleotide messenger RNA. RefSeq names its product eukaryotic translation initiation factor 4B-like. NCBI's taxonomy places the organism in Eukaryota, Metazoa, Arthropoda, Insecta, Diptera, Culicidae. The record is from RefSeq and is a predicted model, not a curated record. Gene Ontology annotation, molecular function: RNA binding. The transcript has 5 exons. The coding region runs from base 28 to 1854 and encodes 608 amino acids.